This is a messenger RNA of Abrus precatorius (Indian licorice), 1329 nucleotides long. Its product is annotated as transcription factor bHLH87-like. Lineage: Eukaryota; Viridiplantae; Streptophyta; Magnoliopsida; Fabales; Fabaceae. The coding region runs from base 1 to 1329 and encodes 442 amino acids. Gene Ontology annotation, molecular function: protein dimerization activity; DNA-binding transcription factor activity. The transcript has a single exon. Gene Ontology annotation, biological process: regulation of DNA-templated transcription. The record is from RefSeq and is a predicted model, not a curated record.
AUGGAUGGUCUAAGUUGGGAUGCCUCAUCGCAGCUUAUUGCCAACAUACCGGUCUUGUGGAGCGCUCAGUCUCAAGACCUUGAAGAAGAAUACUACUCCAUGGCCAAUAUAAGUUCAAGUGUAGUUAAUCAAACAUGUUAUCCAUAUCCCAGUUCUGAAAAAGUGAUUGACAUGGUUCAGUCAUCAGCUGCUACCACUUCUGAGAUAACAAACAUGAUGCCAAACACAAAUCUGUCACAUAGAACAGCAACCAUGCCUGUGAAAUCAGGAGCAGCUGGAGCCAGUUGGGAAGAUGCUUUAACAUCUCAACCAUGCCCGUCCCUUUCAGUCAACGUGAAGCAAACUAGCAAUUAUAUGCCUGAUUUCAACAUGGCCCACCAACAACACCUCAUCAAUGGCUCACAAAAAAGCAAGGCUACUUGCUCUCCUGAGUCAUUUGAUUGCUUGCUUUCAGCUACUAAUAAUAGCAAUACUGACACGUCGGUCGAAGAUGAUGGCAUUUCCAUGAUUUUCUCUGACUGCAGAAAUUUGUGGAACUUCAGUUAUGGCAGUGCAGUUUCCUCUGGUGAAUCUGAGAGCAAUGCUUCCAAUACUAGAAACAAAGACGUGAGGUAUGCAGUCAAUGAGCUCGAUGAAACAGUAUCUCAAAGUUCCUCUGAUCAAUAUCUCAGUCAAGGAAAAAUUAUAGACUAUGAAGUUAAUUGCACCAAAAGGAGCAAUGAUCAUUAUGAGUUGAUCAAAGUUGCUGCCAGUGAUUCCUGCUUUAGCAUUGCGCAGAAUGCUUCUGACACUGAAGGUGGUUUCAAGCUUAUCUCAGAGAAUUCACCGAAGUCCAAGAAACCCAGGUGGGAGAAGCGUCCGGGUUCAUCAAAUAUCAACUUCCAGGAACCAAAUUCAUCCGUGUCACCUUGCUUUGAAGAACCCGAUCCAGAGGCCAUAGCACAAAUGAAGGAAAUGAUAUAUAGGGCUGCAGCUUUUAGGCCAGUGAACUUGGGCAUGGAAGUGGUGGAAAAGCCUAAAAGGAAGAAUGUUAGGAUAUCCACUGAUCCACAGACCGUGGCUGCCAGGCAAAGAAGGGAGAAAAUAAGUGAGAGGAUUAGGGUUUUGCAGAAGAUUGUGCCUGGUGGAAGCAAGAUGGACACUGCAUCAAUGCUUGAUGAAGCUGCAAACUACCUUAAGUUUCUCAGGUCACAAGUCAAAGCACUAGAAAAUCUAGGUAACAAGCUUGACACAAUGAAUUGUCCUCCUACUAGCAUAGGCUUCUCUUUCAACCCUUCUUUUCCUAUACAAACAAAUUUCCCCAUCAGAAACCCUAGCAGCCACAUCUAA